Poeciliopsis prolifica (blackstripe livebearer) is the source of this 4782-nucleotide messenger RNA. RefSeq names its product VPS8 subunit of CORVET complex (gene vps8). The coding region runs from base 48 to 4319 and encodes 1423 amino acids. Gene Ontology annotation, molecular function: protein binding. Gene Ontology annotation, biological process: protein targeting to vacuole; endosomal vesicle fusion; vesicle-mediated transport. Lineage: Eukaryota; Metazoa; Chordata; Actinopteri; Cyprinodontiformes; Poeciliidae. Gene Ontology annotation, cellular component: early endosome; late endosome; HOPS complex. The record is from RefSeq and is a predicted model, not a curated record. The transcript is spliced from 46 exons.
CUCACAGAGCACUUCCUGGAUGCUCGUCUGUGAAUGUAAACAGAGAAAUGUCGCAGUCUCCAGACAGCAGGAGCCUUUUAUCCGCUUCUUCCCAGCUCAACCUGAUGGAAGUAGAGUCGAUUGACGAUAAGGAGUUUGACAUUCCCCAAGUGGACACCCCUCCCACACUGGAGAGCAUUCUGAAUCAGAUGGAGGAAGAGGAGGACCCUUUUGUUCUGGAGGACACCUGCCUUUUAAACACGGACAACAUGGACGCUCAGUCCUACGACACGUCCUCCUUGGCCAGCUCGGACAGCGGAGACCCGGCACACCUCAAACGGAAGAGAAGGACUCUGGAACAGAACGCAGCAGUUCACGGCUCGGUUCUUCGCCUCAGCUUGCUGAAGGGCAUCUCCGCUCAGAUAGUUGCUGCUGCUGACAAAGUGGAUGCUGGGCUGCCUACUGCAAUAGCCAUGUCCGGUGUUAUUGCCGUAGGAACAUCUCAUGGUCUUGCCCUGGUGUUUGACACCAACCAGGCUCUGCGGCUCUGUCUCGGCAGCAAGACAACCGGAGCGGAGUUUGGCGCCAUCUCGGCUCUUAGCAUCAACCACGACUGCUCACGUCUGCUGUGUGGCUUUGCCAAGGGUCAGAUUACAAUGUGGGAUCUUGCCAACGGAAAGCUUCUGAGGACCAUCACAGAUGCCCAUCCUCCAGGGACGGCCAUACUGCACGUGAAGUUCACAGAUGACCCAACUCUGGCCGUGUGCAACGACAGUGGAGGGUCUGUGUUUGAGCUGACCUUCAGGAGGGUGAUGGGGAUGCGCUCAUGUGACUCACGGUGUCUCUUCAGCGGCUCUAAAGGAGAGGUGUGCUGUAUAGAACCUCUGCGGACUCCUCCAGACUUCAGAGACCACCCCAUCACAUGCUACUCUCUCCUAGCUAUGGCUUCCCUGACCAAGAUUCUGAUCAUUGGACUCAAGCCCAGCCUGAAUGUGUGGAUGACUCUUCCCUACAUCAAGUCUGAUCCCAGCAGUGUGCCCCAGCUGGCCUGGCAGUUUGUUCCUGUCCAGAAGACGGUCAACCCCAUGCUGGCCUUUUGUAAAGGAGACUCAGUCCACUUCCUGCUGGUGAAGAAGGAGGAGACGGGCACCAUCCAUGUGAUCAAGCAGAGGCAGCUGCAGCUGAGCUGUGACAUCAUCAGCCUGAACUGGAUUAACAGCUGCAGCCUGGUGCUGCUGGACAGCCAUGAGAAGCUGCACGUGGUGGACCGGCCCACUCAGGAUGUCCUGGAGACGCUGGACCUGGAGCAGGUGCAGCUGGUCUACAACAGCCGGCACUUCAAGUCCCUGGCAACCGGAGGGAAUGUCUCCCAGGCUCUGGCGCUGGUUGGAGAAAAGGCCUGCUACCAGUCACUGUCAAGCUAUGCAGGACAGAUCGUCUGCCUGGGCACCAAGUCAGCUCAUAUUAUGUCCCUAAGGAACUGGAAAGAGCGUCUGGACUGUUUGCUGAAGCAGGAGCGUUUCACUGAGGCUCUGUCUCUGGCCUGGUCCUUCCAUGAAGGCACCGCCAAGGCUGUGGUUGGCCUGCAUGGAGAUUCACAGAAAAGGAAGGCGGUUAUCAGCGACAAGAUGGUGGAGAUUCUUCUCCAUUUUACAGAGUACGCUGUGAAGAAAUGCCCAGAACAGGGCAAGCUGCAGGUCAUGGAGCAGCAUUUCCAGGAAGUGGUGCCAGUGCUGGUGGAUUAUUGCCUCCUGCUGCAGAAGGCUGACCUGCUGUUCAACCAGCUGUACUCUCGGCUGGUGGAGAACAUGGUUGCUAAGGGCGUCUUCCUGGAGUCACUGGAGUCGUACAUCGUCGCCAAUCGUCUUGGUCACAUCACUACGCCUGUUAUGAAGGACCUCCUGGCACAUUACCAUGACAACGGUAUGAUGGACAGCCUGGAGAGAUGCAUUGUCCAUCUGGAUGUUACCAGUCUGGACAUACAACAGGUGGUCCAGGUGUGUUGGAACAACCAGCUCUAUGAUGCAGUGAUCUAUAUUUUCAACCGAGGCAUGAAUGACUACAUUACUCCAAUGGAGAAACUCUUUUCAGUGAUUGGUCCUAGAGUCAGAGAGGGGCGGAGCCUAACAGGUGAUGAUGUGGUGAUGGGAAAUAAAUUACUAGUUUACAUAAGCUGCUGUCUUGCUGGUAGAGCCUAUCCGAUCGGAGACAUCCCUGAAGACCUGGUUGUUCAGGUCAAAUACCAGGUGUUUGAGUUCCUGAUCCGUCUCCAUUCAGGCGACUCCUCGCAGAAGGAGGAAGUCUUCCCGUUCAUUCACACACUCCUCCACUUUGACACUCGGGAGUUCCUCAAUGUUCUUGCCAUGACACAGGAAUCUUCGUUGAUGAGAAGGGAUUUUCCCAACACGAGGUCAUGCUGCGUUCAGACGUUUGAUGAUGUCCAGAACGACAAGCAGGCCCUGGAGUACCAGCAGAGGAUAGUGGACAUCUUACUUCAGGUAAUGGUGGACAACCCUGACUUCACUCCCUCCCAAGUCGGCGGUCUCUUCACCUUCCUGGCUCGGCAGCUGGCCAAGCCAAACAACACGCUGUUUGUGAACAGGAACCUUUUUGAUCAGGUGCUGGAGUUCCUGUGUUGCCCUGACGAUGACUCUCGACAUACUGAACGGCAGCAGGUUCUGCUGGAGCUGCUGCAGGUCGGGGGUGUGGUCCAGUUCAACGAAGAACGGCUCUUCACGCUGGCAGAGAAAGCCAAGUUCUACCAGAUCUGUGAGUUCCUGUAUGAGAAAAAGCAUCUGUAUGACCGGAUCGUGGACUGCUACUUACAGGACCCACUUCGAAAGGCGGAAAUCUUCAGCUACAUCCACAACCUGAUGUCCAUGCCGGGCUACAGCUCCGAGGAGAAGCUGAAGGUCAAGGAGAAGGUGCUGCAGCACAUGCAGGAGCUGGUGAGCCUGGAUCCUGGUAAAUUAGCUGACCUGGUGGUGUGGCACUUCACAGAGGAGGUGCAUACCAUCAUCUCUGAGCUGCAGGACGACAGUCUACUUUUCCAAUUCCUCCGCUGCCUCCUAGAGUCUCAGGAAGGAUCUCAGUCCGCGUCCCGGCUGCCUCUGGAGUCUGAACUUUAUGAGCUUUUGCUGGACCUGAUGUGCCGCUUUGAACCGCAGGAGCUUUUGAAGUUCCUCCACACCUCCCAGCAUUACAGGCUUGAGGAGGCCAUACAGAUAACAGAGAAGUACCACUGUAAUGAAGCCAAGGCUUAUCUGCUGGAGAAGAAGGGAGAUAUUCCUGGAGCCUUUGCUGGAUUGCUGCAGACCCUGAAGGAAAGACUGGAUGUCCUCACUGCAGAGAUGAGUGGCGGCAUUGGAGGAGGAGUUGACGGUCGGGACGAAAAGGAGGCGGAUGGUGAAUUCACACUGACAACAGUGAAGAGUUCACUCAACCAAAUGAUUCUUUUCUGUCAUCGAAACUGUCAGAACCUUGAUCAAGAGCAAAGGAAGGAUCUAUGGUUUCCACUCCUGGACACCAUGAUGGCCUCUCAGAAGGAAGUCAUGGGGCUCAGCGAUAAACACAUCUCAGAUGGGCUGAAGGAGAUGACCCUGAAGGUUCUCAACUGUAUGAGCAGCUUCAUUUCACUUCCUGCCAUCAUUCAGCAGAUCCUGCAGGACCCAGUUUAUGGAAGAGGAAAGCUGGCGGAGAUCCAGGGACUCAUUCUGGGCAUGCUGGACACGUUCACCUAUGAACAGACUCUGCUUGAAACAACAACAAAUCUGCUGAACCACGACCUCCACUGGUCCCUGGCACACCUCCACUCCGCCGUCACCAGAGGGCUUCAUCCCCGCCAGGACAGCUGCAACAUCUGCCUGCAGCACUACAAGAGGAAGCAGGAUGCGUCCGAGGAGAUCGUCGUGUUCAGCUGUGGCCACCUGUACCACCUGCAGUGCCUGCAGCAGAAGGACUGUGGGUGGGGUGUGGCCUCGGAGCCGCAGCAGCCAUGGAGGUGCUACAAGUGUUCCUCCAGCCAUGGAGGAAGGGGCGGGGCUUGUUCUGAGCCAAACAGAAGCCGCAGCACGUCUCUCGCCCAGACUCGAUUUUCAUCAGGACAUCAUGAAAAAGGAGCUGAGACUCACAGGAAGAAGGUGGUUGCUGUGGCAACAUUGGAUGUGCAGCAGGAACUCUCCUGGGAUCACUUGCGAGGGUUGUACAGGGGACCGUCCCGGCUGUCCAUCCUCUCUGAGGUUUUGCACGGCCAAAGCAGCGAGAAAGCGGGCUUCCUGCUUCCCGCCCAGCCAGAGAGUUUCCACCUGAAGCUCGCUCCUCCUCCUCUGUUUGAGGAGUAGCACCUCCAGAGCCUCCUGCGUCCGGUUCCGGCCGUCCCUCAUUUCUUUUACUAUCCUGAAGCAUUAAAACAUCAACAUGGCUGACAUAUGUUUGUUUGCUAUUGUUCUCCCACUACUGUGACUUUAUUCUCUUCAUUUCACCUAUUCAUCCCUCCAUCCGUCCACUUAUUCAUCAACCUCACGGUCUUUAAUGAUGGAUAGAAAUAUCAGACGGGAGCAGCAGCCAAUGUGAUAAUGAUAUAAUUUAAGCUAACAUUAGCAUUUUAGCUCAUUUUAGCUUUAAUGUGGGUAUGUUGCCCACUCUGCCUGCCUGCCAGUGUUUCUGUGGAAAUGUGUCGUCUUUGAUAUCUUUAGCAGUGAGAUCAAACAGAGUGAAUUAUGGUGUCUAACUGCACUUUGGUACCUGAGGCAGAAACACAAACAUGUUUGUGAUUUUUGUAAUAAAACAUUGUGCGGUAUUUUA